Molecule: messenger RNA, 660 nt
Organism: Plasmopara halstedii
Lineage: Eukaryota; Oomycota; Peronosporomycetes; Peronosporales; Peronosporaceae
Exons: 7
Coding region: 1-660 (219 amino acids)
Molecular function (GO): nucleic acid binding
Source: RefSeq, a predicted model, not a curated record
AUGCAUGUAUUUCGAUUUUGCAAUAUAUAUAGUUUGAAUCCGACAGUAAUUGCUGAGCAACUCCAUGAGGAUUUUGGUCGUUUUAGUGUUGCGGUUGAUCAAGAGACUGGAUUUCCCGCUAUUGAUAUUUAUCCAUGCCAGCGCAAUCAUCUUGGACGGGGUGAUGCGUGUGUGACUUUUAAAACAGAUAAAGGGGCUCAUGAAGCCGUAGAAGAGCUCAACGCAAAAAAUAUUAAGAACUCGAUGAUCCAGGUGCGGCGAAUGGAUGUGCAUACACAACGCAUUCUGACGGUGCAAUUCAAAUUCGUACGAGAUGCGUGGAGAUGUACUGGAACCCAGUAUCGCGCAGAUGUGAGUAUUUGGAAUACCAAGUGUGAUAUGUGCGGGCGGAAGCGUGUGUAUGGACCGAGCAAUACCAAAAUUGGAGCUGAGUCUUGGUUGUGCUCCCUAUGUUUUACCGCAAACGAAGCAUUCUCUACGAAAUGUCAUGGCUGUAAAGAAAAUAUCGAGCUUGUUAAAAUGAGUCAAAAAUACUGUCAUUAUAUCAAGAGGGAGACAGAAUCUAAAAAAGCGCACGAAGUAAAUCCAAGGAUAUCUGAGGCCAAGCAAUCUAUAAUCACCAAUUCUCUGACAUCGCUUUCUUCUCUAGCUAAGGACUAA